CGCGCGCAGCCUGACGGGCCGUGGGUCCUCUCACGCGUUUUUCUCCUGUAGGAACCGGCGUGCGCCGUGCGCGCGACUGGAAGAAGCAGCAUGCUGAUCCCAUUUUCAAUGAAGAAUUGCUUCCAGUUACUUUGUAACCUCAAGGUCCCAACAGCUGGCUUUAAAAACACAGAAAAAAGUGGGCUUAUUUUACAAUCGAUUUCUAAUGAUGUUUAUCAAAAUCUGGCUGUAGAAGACUGGAUCCAUGACCAUGUGAAUCUAGAGGGCAAGCCGGUUCUUUUCCUUUGGAGAAAUUCUCCCUCUGUUGUAAUAGGUAGACAUCAGAAUCCUUGGCAGGAAUGUAACCUGAAUCUGAUGAGAGAAGAAGGUAUAAAACUGGCUCGGAGAAGAAGUGGAGGAGGAACAGUCUAUCAUGAUAUGGGUAAUAUCAAUUUGACUUUUUUUACAACCAAAAAAAAGUACAAUAGGAUGGAGAAUUUAAAAUUAGUUGUGAAAGCUCUGAAUGCUAUCCAACCCCAGCUGGAUGUGCAGGCCACCAAAAGAUGUGACCUUUUACUUGAUGGACAGUUUAAAAUCUCAGGAACAGCUUCUAAGAUUGGCCGGACUACUGCUUAUCACCAUUGCACUUUAUUAUGUAGUACCAAUAGGACCUUCUUGUCAUCUUUGCUGAAGAGCCCUUACCAGGGGAUCAAGAGCAAUGCCACUGCUAGCAUACCUUCUGGUAAAAAUCUUUUGGAAAAAGAUCCCACUCUGACCUGUGAAGUACUGAUGAAUGCUAUUGCUGCAGAAUAUGCUGCUUACCAUCAAAUUGAUAAUCAUAUUAACCUAAUAAACCCAACGGAUGAGACACUGUUUCCUGGAAUAAAUAAUAAAGCCAAAGAACUACAGAGCUGGGAGUGGAUAUAUGGCAAAACUCCAAAGUUUAGUAUAAACACUUCCUUUAAUGUAUUAUAUGGACAGUCAUAUUUGGAAAUUAAAAUAGUCAUAGACAUAAAGAAUGGAAGAAUUGAAAUCUGUAAUAUUGAAGCACCUGAUCAUUGGUUGCCACUGGAAAUAUGUGACAAAUUAAAAGCAGGUUUUAUUGGCAGUAAGUUUUGCCCAAUUGAAACUACUAUGCUAACAAGUAUAUUACAUAAAACAUGUCCUAAAGAUGAUGAACUACACAGUAAAUGGAAUAUUCUCUGUGAAAAAAUUAAGGGAAUAAUGUGAUUCCAAAUAAAUUUCUUAAUGGUUUUAAUGAUAAUAAAAUGUUUACUUUGUA
This is a messenger RNA of Lynx canadensis (Canada lynx), 1261 nucleotides long. RefSeq names its product lipoyltransferase 1 (gene LIPT1). Gene Ontology annotation, biological process: protein lipoylation. Gene Ontology annotation, cellular component: cytoplasm; mitochondrion. Gene Ontology annotation, molecular function: lipoyltransferase activity. The record is from RefSeq and is a predicted model, not a curated record. Lineage: Eukaryota; Metazoa; Chordata; Mammalia; Carnivora; Felidae.